AUGCCAAUGGAUUCAAAACCAGUAGUCAAGCGCCGCCGAACUUCAGACUGUAGCAUUACCGGUGCUUCUCUGGUUGAGCCGAGCCCCUUAGCCGACCAUUGGAAGGCCUUCCCAUGGAAUAAGUUCCCAGGAUUCACUGUCUCUGAACGUGCUGGCAAACAGACAUCGUGGGUCUGGCAACAUGGCUUCGAUAUUCAAGCUUGCGAUUCGCCCAACAGGAGGAAAUGGGUUUGCAAGCCCUGUCUGCAGAUGCCGAAGCCCAAAAGAACAGACUUUUCUGCUCUUGGUACCCAAAACAUUGAGAAGCACCUAUACAGGGAACAUAGACUCGUUGAUGAGUCUGGCAGAAGACUGCCCGCACUCGCAAAACGGCUGAAAGAAAAGACACCUUCGUUGAAUAUUGUCAAAAUGCUGAAACUCGACAUCGACAACCCAAAAGAGCAAGCCAUCGCAAACGCCCUCAUCCAGCGCUUCGACAAGGAUCGUUUCCAGCGACUGCUUCUCGAAUGGGUGGUCGACGCGAACAUCUCCUUUCGCCAGCCUGAGCACUGGCGCCUUCGACGCGUAUUUGAGUACCUCAAUCCAUCAGUUGCAGCAACAAAUGCUCACAUUUCCCACAACACCGUCCGAAGGCGCAUAACCGACCUCCAUCUCCGAUAUAAGUCGCAGAUCAUCAACCACCUCAGGACAGUACCAGGCCAAAUCCAUAUUGCGUUCGAUGGCUGGCGCUCUAGAAACCGACACGCCCUGUACGGAAUUGUCUGCUUCUACAUUGACAGUAGCGGGGCGCCUUCCAAGCUUGUUCUUGGUCUGCCAGAACUGAAGAUAUCUCAUUCUGGGGAGAAUAUUGCUGCGCAAAUCACGGAAAUCCUUGAGAGUUACGAGAUUCUUGAAAAGGUUGGGUAUAUAACGCUGGACAACGCUGCCAACAUGGACACGGCCGCGGAAGAAAUUGCAGAAGCGCUGGGUUUGGACCCCAAGAUAAGACGAGUGCGGUGCUUCGGCCACGUGCUGAACUUGGUGGUAAAGGCUCUCUUGUUUGGGCACAAGUCCGAGGCUUUCGAAGCCGAGGUCGAUGGGGAGCCCGGUGUUGAUGCUGCACAACACGAGGUCUGGCGAAAAAAGGGCCCCAUUGGGAAGUUGCACAACUUAGUUCACUGGAUCCAUCGGUCCGACAAGCUGACGUAUCGGCUUCGUGCUCUCCAAGAAGAAUUCUUGGAACGGUCUGACAGCCCUCGCGCUCGGGCACGGAAGCCGUGGGACGUUGUUUGCGACAACCAAACCCGCUGGCUGUCGACCUUCUACAUGAUUCGGCGGGCCCUCAAGUUGCGCCCUUUCCUCGAAGAUCUCGUUGAGAAGACCACGAUCGAGUUCAACAGGGAACGCCGGAAGGGCACGAGGAGGAAGGAAGAAUUGCCAUUGUGCCUCCGUGAGGAGAGCCUUCUGAGCGAGAAGGACUGGACGGUUAUCGAGCUGAUGGAGAAGGUGCUUAUCGACUUCGAGGAAGCACUGCGAAUGCUCGAGGGCGAUGGUCAAAGACGGCUACGCAAAGGAGAACGUGCCCAGUCGUACGGCAAUAUGUGGGAUGUCGCCUCAACCUACGAAUUCUUGAUGGAUAGGUUAGAAGAGUGGAAGUCAACGGCGGAGAGCUACCCUGAUCCGGAGCACUUCAAGAUAAACAUCAACCUCGGUUGGGACAAAUUGAACGAGUACUACACGAAGUUGGACGAGUCGCCGGCGUACUAUGCAUCUGCUGUCCUACACCCAGUCUCCCGUUGGGGCUACUUUGAGAAUACAUGGACCGAUCAAGAACAGCUACCAUGGCUCCAUAAGGCCAAACAGUUGGUCAGGAGGCUGUGGGAGGAAGAGUACAAAUCAUUGCCGACACAGUCGGUGCCUGACGAAGAACCCCCAUUGAAGCGUUUCAAGGUAAUGAGCGCUCUCGAGAGACACCGAGCCUAUAGGACUUCGACCCUGUCAGGCAGAACCUGUUCCGGUCAGGGCUCAAUGAACGCGGGACAGGACGAGUAUGACCACUGGCUGUCACAUCCCGACGCCAAGAACGACGCUAUGGUGACGGACCCUGUGCAAUAUUGGUGGGAGAAGAGGAACGAAUACCCACGAUUGUCGCGAAUGGCUCUUGACCUUCUCUCAGUCCCGCCAAUGUCUGCGGAGUGUGAACGGCUGUUUAGCGCUAGUGGGCAGAUGGUGUCGCCGCUACGGACCCGAUUGGAAGCUAGCACCAUAGGGAUUACGCAGACAUUGAGAUCUUGGGUUCGGAGCGGGCUGGUUGAGGCAGUGGACUCGUUAAUUGAUGUGUCUGGAGAGGUUGAGAGCAGCAUCAUAAUGGGGAGGGAGGAUGGUAGCAUGGUGGGCCUCGUGACGGGGGUUGGGUAG
Molecule: messenger RNA, 2397 nt
Organism: Metarhizium robertsii ARSEF 23
Lineage: Eukaryota; Fungi; Ascomycota; Sordariomycetes; Hypocreales; Clavicipitaceae
Exons: 1
Coding region: 1-2397 (798 amino acids)
Molecular function (GO): protein dimerization activity; DNA binding
Source: RefSeq, a predicted model, not a curated record